Molecule: messenger RNA, 2319 nt
Organism: Sporothrix brasiliensis 5110
Lineage: Eukaryota; Fungi; Ascomycota; Sordariomycetes; Ophiostomatales; Ophiostomataceae
Exons: 1
Coding region: 1-2319 (772 amino acids)
Biological process (GO): regulation of DNA-templated transcription
Cellular component (GO): nucleus
Molecular function (GO): sequence-specific DNA binding; protein binding; zinc ion binding
Source: RefSeq, a predicted model, not a curated record
AUGGCUGCCGGCCCCCAGCCGCCCCCAAUAACCUCCAAAACAAUAAAGAACUACUACUCUUCCAGUGGUUUCGACAUGAUCCGCGCUCUCUAUUACGUAUCAUCGCGUCCCAACCCGGAAAUCUCCAUCGGUCCCGUGGAUCUCUCCUGCGCCUUUGUUGUUUGCGAUGCGACAUUGAAUGACUGCCCCAUCAUCUACAUGUCCGACAACUUCCAGCACCUCACUGGAUACAGUAGCCACGAGAUUCUCGGCCAGAAUUGCCGCUUUUUGCAGGCGCCCGAUGGAAGGGUAGAGGCAGGCUCGCGCCGUGAGUUCACCGACAACAAAGCUGUUUUUACAAUCAAGGAGAAACUGAAUGCCGGUCGUGAGGUGCAACAAAGCCUGAUCAACUACCGGAAGGGAGGCAAGCCGUUCCUUAACCUUUUGACUAUGAUUCCUAUUCCGUGGGAUGACUACAAGGAUGGCUUUAGAUACUUUAUUGGGCUUCAAAUCGACCUCGUUGAGUCGCCAGACGCCAUCUCGGGCAACUCCACUGAUUCGAUGCGCAUCGACUAUAAGCACAGAACCAGCAUCCCUCAGUACAUAUGGGACCCGCCCAAGACCAGCCAAUGGAACACCAACUACGGACGCACACUCAGUGUCGACGACGUUUCUGCGCUCCUGCAGCAGUUGGGCAACAGCGGUUUAAUGAAUAGCAAGGGCAUUGGAAGUGACAUUGUGAGCUCGGCCACGUCUGACCUUUACCGCCAGUCCUGGGACAAGAUGCUCCUCGAAAACGUUGACGAUGUGAUCCACGUUCUUUCCCUAAAAGGUGUCUUCCUGUACCUGUCACCUUCUUGCAAAGACGUGCUGGAGUAUGACUCGUCCGAUCUGUUGGGCAACUCGCUGUCGUCCAUCUGCCACCCGUCUGACAUCGUGCCCGUCACACGCGAAAUGCGCGACACCCAGGCUGGCCAGCCGAUCAAUUUUGUCUACCGGAUACGUCGCAAGCGCAGUGGUUACACAUGGUUCGAGAGUCACGGUUCGCUGCUUGUAGAGCAGGGGAAAGGCCGCAAGUGCAUUGUACUGAUUGGUCGGAAACGCCCUGCUUUUGCACUGCGCCGUAGCGAUGUCGACAUCAACGGCGGCAUCGGCGACAGCGAAAUCUGGACCAAAAUGUCGACGUCUGGCAUGAUCCUGCAUGUCUCGUCCAACGUCCGCUCUUUGCUCGACCUCCAACCAGAUACUCUCAUCGGUACGAGUAUGCAAGAUCUCAUGCGGAAAGAAUCCCGCGUCGGGUUCAACCGGUCGGUCGAUAAAGUCCGGCGCGGUGUCAUUGCGUCUUGUCGCCACGAAGUACAACAUCGCCGUGGACAAGUUCUUCAAUCCUCAACUAUUCUGUAUCCCGGUGAUGCCGAGAGAGGCCAGAAACCGACGUUCAUUCUUGGCCAAACCAGACUCCUCAAAUCGUCGUCUUCGCGCAACAGCCUUCACUCCAACACUGGAACCUCGAGCGCCUCGGGAGUCGCAAUAACAGAGACCGACGAGGUUGGUCGAGCAGGUGUACUCGGGCAGUUGGCCGAACCAGACACGCAGACGGGUGGGUAUAUGUCCGCGGCUGGCGGGGGCGCGAUACCUCUCGGCUCGCAAGACUCGAUCCUGGCUGCAGACGACAACAUCUUUGACGAGCUCAAGACCACGCGCUGUACAAGCUGGCAGUACGAGCUGCGGCAAAUGGAAAAGGCAAACCGGCUACUGGCGGAGGAACUUGGCCAGCUGCUGGCAAGUCGCAAGAAGCGCAAGCGGCGCAAGGGUGUUGGCAACGUGCCACGCGACUGCGCCAACUGCCAUACACGAAACACUCCCGAAUGGCGACGAGGCCCUAGUGGCCAGCGUGACCUGUGCAACAGCUGUGGUCUACGCUGGGCCAAGCAGGUCGGCCGCGUCUCGCCUCGGAACUCGUCCCGUGGCGGGGGAGGCACCACCAUUGCGGGCAGUGGCGCCAUGGACGCUACCAGCAAGAAGUCUGCGUCGCCCAUCCACGCUUCCCCAUUGCAACGCGAUUUUCCGCACGACGUGCAGCAUAUCAGUGGUGCUGAGUCGACCAGCUCCCACCAUUCCCCGGCCACUGCUGGGAACACCGGCUGGAACAAUGGAAACAACAGCGGCAGCGACAACAGAAAUACCAUUGGCAGCGUCGGUGACACCGCGAGCCUGGGCUCAUCUUCUCAUGACAACGCCGAUUUGCAGCAAGGCGGCUUCUUCCAGCAGCCUGGAGUCCCUCCGUCUACUGGAACGGAGAUGACUUCCAUUCGAGAAGAGCAAGAAACGGCCACUUAA